Aspergillus vadensis CBS 113365 is the source of this 620-nucleotide messenger RNA. RefSeq lists its product as uncharacterized. The record is from RefSeq and is a predicted model, not a curated record. The transcript has a single exon. The coding region runs from base 50 to 493 and encodes 147 amino acids. Lineage: Eukaryota; Fungi; Ascomycota; Eurotiomycetes; Eurotiales; Aspergillaceae.
AAAUCAGUUGGGAAGCAAAAGAAGAAAAGGAUCCAUCCGGCUUGGCUCCAUGACGCAAGAGCCCAACUUUGUUUUCCGACUUUCUGCUUCUUUGGCCAAACUUUACUUUUUCUCCUGUUUGUCCCUCCAACUGCUGCGUCACUCAUUUUUGUUCUUCUUCUUCUCUACUUCUUACUUCUUCUUCAUCUCCGGCCUGCAUCCGAGCUGCAUCCUUAAUUCCCUCUCCUGCAUUCUCCCUCCCCUCCUUGCUCGUCUCCCCUCGCUAAUCUCGCCGCCCUCCUUUCCUUUCCCUUUCUCCGCCUCUCGUUCUCCUCCCCGUUGCUUUGCUGCCUUUUCCUUCGUGCCCAUCAAUAAACAAUUUUCGAUCUUCGCAUACCAACGCCCGUUCGUUGAUAUUCUCUUUCCAUUCAUCUCGCAUCUACGACGUUUACGAUCUACAAUAAUCUACAAUUCAUUGCAACUUUCUCUCCCUCCGGCCUCGGGCACCGCCUGAGCCAUGUUCCGCAGAAAGAGGAGCUCCUCUCAGCAUCAGGUGAGUCUCCUAUUCCGCCAGUCUUCAUCAUCCCCAUUGACACGCCCAGCAUCCCCUCUCUGCCUCCUCCUCGCAAUCCGCCCAAUCC